This is a messenger RNA of Exaiptasia diaphana, 1731 nucleotides long. Its product is annotated as UDP-glucuronosyltransferase 1-2. Lineage: Eukaryota; Metazoa; Cnidaria; Anthozoa; Actiniaria; Aiptasiidae. The transcript has 5 exons. The record is from RefSeq and is a predicted model, not a curated record. Bases 8 to 1555 code for a protein of 515 amino acids. Gene Ontology annotation, molecular function: UDP-glycosyltransferase activity.
UUUCAAUAUGGCUGCAUUUCACGUGCUUUUCUGUGCUUUCAUAGCAAUUUACACUUCUCAAGUACAGGCAGCAAAGAUUUUGCUUUACCCAGGGUUAGGAAAAAGUCACAUCAGGGGAAUGACUCGAAUUGGACAAGAACUCGCAAAGAGAAAUCACGAGGUGACCAUCCUCUUGGGCUCUGCUGAUAAAGUUAAGAAAACCAACGACCUAACGUACGCUAUAUACAAAGUUCCAUAUGAGGAGGAUUUCCUGGAAAAAGUCUUAGUUGCAACUGCAAUGAAAGGGGGUGUAAUGGAAUCCCUCUUUGGAAAUGCUAGUACAACAGUUGUUUUUGGUGUAUACUGCAAAUCGUUAUUAGAUGACAAAAAGCUAGUGGACUCAUUCAAAGACUACGAUUUGUUAAUCAACGAUGGUUCUUUUUACUGUGGAGCACUAUUUGGGGCGGUUCUUGGAAUCAGGAGGAUCGAAUAUAUCCCAUGUCCUCCUCGUUUACCCCACAUACAUAUGCAAAAUGAMAAUAUUCUCAAGUUGUCUUAUCUGCCACAACUGCUCUCUCAGAAUCCAGGAAAAAUGAACUUUUUGCAACGUUUGAAAAAUGUUAUUGUGUUCUGGAUGCUGAAGGGAUUAAACACGGCUUUAUUUAAACCCUUGCUUGUGCAAAUGAAGGCAGAAUAUGGAAUCAAACCGGAGAAAAGUUUAGUUGAAAUAUUCGAUGAUAAAGAAUUGACUCUGUUCAUGUCGGACUUUGCAUAUGAAUAUCCUCAGCCAAUGAGACCAGAUUACAAGUCAAUUGGCCCUGUGAGCAUCCAGCCCGUACAGCCACUACCCUCUUGUCUAAGACAAGAGAUCAAGAGUUCUGGUGAUGACGGAGCCAUUAUCGUGUCUUUUGGAUCCAACGUAGCUUCAGUGUUGGAUAAAGACAAAGUUGACAUCAUGGCUGAGGCUUUUGGUAGAUUAAAACAGAAAGUGAUUUGGAGACUUCAAGGAUACAAACCAUCGUCUCUUUGUGAUAAUAUAAUCGUUCGUGAUUGGAUACCGCAGAAUGAUCUAUUAGCCAAUGAGAAGCUACGUGCCUUCGUUUCUCACGUUGGUAUGAAUGGCAUGUACGAGACAUUGUAUUACGGGGUGCCUGUGGUUGCUAUACCCUUAUAUGCAGAUCAGUUUGACAACACAGCGCAAAUGGUGGAGAAAGGAGUCGCUUUGACUGUUGAUUACAACAAUCUAACGGUUGACGAUUUGUACAACAAAAUACAACGUGUUAUCCAUGAACCAAGUUUCCGCGAAAACGCCCAGCGCAUUUCACGCCUGAUGCAAGACCGUCCACGUAGCCCGGUCCAGGAGGCUGGUGACUGGAUAGAGUACGCCCUUAGACACGAGAGUCUUGCACAUCUACGUCCGUACUCCACCCAACUUCCCUGGUACCAGUAUUUCCUGGUAGAUGUAGCAGUGUUCCUGGUCUUGGUAGUUUUGGUKGUGRUUAUGGUGRUWAAGUACACAGUUCGAUUAAUGUGCUGGAUGUGCUGUCGACGAGACAAGAAACAGAAAACUCAAUGAUACUUCUACGUCUUUAAUCAAGCUAGUCAAAAAUACAAAAACCUUUUGAACUUGUUUUUGCUUUAUUCGCGGGAGAUUAUCGCGGGAAGUUGAUUUAGGGAGAAAAAUUGAUGUAAGAGAUAGGAAAGAAUAGACCUUCGGGUAGACUUAUCAAAAAGGAUACUAGCUCCUGUGAA